UUGGGAUUCGGAUUGGGUUUAUAAACUUGGCCUCCUUUUUCUCCUUCUCUCUCAGACUCCUCCUGUAUUUGGUCUCUGCCUCUCUCUCUUCCAAAGCCAAAGCCAAAACCAAAACCAAAACCCUUGUCCUUUCUGCUUUCAACCGAAAUUCAGAAGCAUCGGCGGUGGUUAAUUUCACAGGAUCGCAGUUUGCAUGGAAGAUCAUAUUUUUUGAGAUGAUUCGUUGUUUUAUCUCCGCUUCUCUCGGUGGUGCCGGCCAGGCUACUGAUUCUUCAGGCAGUCAUGAAUUAUAUGUGUUUCAUGACUUGCUGCGACGGAGGCCCAUGAUCCUCGCACAACUCCCAUGCGCUUAAGUUUCUCUUUGGAGAGAGUGGUAACUCGGAUGUUUGAAUUCUGGCUGCCUUUGGUAGCUUCUACAGACCACUUGUGUUCUUAAUUGAAGCAGAAAUUAAGGGCACUUAUUAGUUAUACUCACAGCGCUGGGAAAUUGGAAAUUUGGAAGUACAGCUCUAUCAAUUGAUGGGCUGAUCUGAUCCGAUUCCCUCGACAUCCCUUCCCAUUCUGUUUGGGGAUCAACCCUGUGAAAUUUAGAAAUGGGAUUGCCUCAGGUGCCCUCAACUGGAACUUCUGAGGAGGUGCGAGCUGCUUGUCUGGGGUCCUUUUUACAAAGCCCGCCUCGAUUUUCAAGUAUGAGCACAUGUGAUAUGGAUGGGAUGCUUGGUGGAAGUGCAAGCCAAGUGGGGGGGAAUCCAUUAUGCUCCUCUUUAGGAGAUUACCAGACAAGGACCUCCCUAGAAUUUUCAAAGCUCCCUGAUCAUUCACUUGGAUUUAGAGGGACCGCGCGAGUCACUAACAAUGUUCAUGGUUUGUCAAUUGUUUCUGUUGAUAAAGCUGGUCAGAUCACCCCAAGAAAUGGACAGAAUGUUCUGACCCCUGCUUCUAGGAUUGUAGGCUUUGAAUCAAGCGGAACAAGUUCUCUAAAUGAUGAUGACUCCAAGCGUGUUUCAUGUGGGCACGUUCACUCCGCUUCUGCAGUUAAUGUCACGACUAAUGAAAUUGUGACCAGUGGGUCUCGAGUCAGGAAGCGAUUGUUGUCCUCAUUGAAUACUAUGCUUUUUCCGCACCAGUUUGAAGGUGAUCGUUUAAACAUUGGUUGCACAACUUCUGGAGCAAAUUAUCCUGCUGUGAGUGAUAAUUUUAGUACGUCUGUCGCACAUGAUUAUAAGAAAGCAAAUGUUGGGAGCAAACGUAGUUUUACCAUGCCAACUUGGUCUCUAUCUAGUUGCUUUGAGCAGAAGAGCAUGGCACAUGAUAGUGGUAUUAUGGAAUCCAUUUUUUUCACGAAUGGCCCUUUGCUGGAAAACAAGGAUAUCGGACCUCGAAAUAGUUAUCAAUCUGCACCUAGACGUGAUGAGUUGAGAAAGCGGAGUAAUGCAAAAAUCCAAAGUGGGGCAAUAUCCACAUCUCCAAAGGAAGUGAUCUCACCUUUGCAUCCUUUGUCACCUCUUGGCCCCAGGUUGUCUGAAAGAUUGAAAAUUGCAGGGGGCUGCAGGACUACUGACAAAGAGUUGGAGGAUUGUCAUUCAACCUUAAGGAACGUGAAACAAACACUUGACAAGUCUGAUGCAGACAUUCUCUUUUCCCCUGAACUAGGGGAGUUUAAGAUUGCUAGUAAAUUAUUGGAAGAUGUUGAUGUUUUUCACAGGGAAUUCCUUCCAUCUUCUCUAGAGAAUAGUACUGGCAUAAGUUAUUCUUUGUCACACGGGUCAGCUCCCAACUCCCAAUGCAUGAGUGGGCUUUCUGUCGGGAGAUCCUUGGUUGGUUCAUUCGAAGAAUCUCUACUGUCUGGUCGGUUCAUAUCAGGGAAACCCAGUCAGAGAAUCAAUGGUUUUCUGGCUGUGCUAAGCAUCACUGGGGGAAACUUUUCUCCGCAAUCACAGAAGCUUCCUUUUUCAGUAACUAGUGUAGAAGGUGAUUGCUAUUUAUUGUAUUGCGCAUCCAUACAUCUUUCGAGAAAUUCAGCAUUGAAUAGGAGUGGAGUACAAAAGAUUAAACGAGGCCUCAGCAAUGAUGGUUCACCGAUUGUCACAAGCCGCCUGCGCAUUCCUGUGAAGGGCCGUAUACAAUUGGUUCUAAGCAAUCCAGAGAAGACACCUAUUCAUACCUUUCUUUGUAACUACGAUUUAAGCGACAUGCCAGCUGGUAGCAAAACUUUCUUACGCCAGAAGGUCACCUUAGCAUGCAGCCCAAAUUCUUCCCAGUCGGGACAUGGGAAGACUGAUCUGAACUCAAAAGUCAUAGAGAAGAAGGAAGUAGAGAAUACAGCCGGAGUAGACAUUGUACAUACAACAAGAUCUGUGGAUCAGAAAACUGAAAUUAGAAGUGAAGACUCUAAUUUUGUGGAUUCAAUAGAUGAGGGGGAUAUCUCCAACUUAUACCCUAAACUGGGAAGGGGAUCCAAUGCUUCGUUCCUUGUUGAGAAGAGCCUCAACAAUGGGGAGUACCGAAGCAGCAAUGGAAAGGAGCGCGAGUUUGCUGAUGCAUGCUAUGGAACCGACAGGAAGCACGGACAUGUUUGUUCAAGGUUCAAUCAAAACAGUAAUGGUGCUCUCCGCUAUGCUCUCCAUCUCCGUUUCACAUGCCCUUUUCCCAAAAAAAGUUCUAGGACAGUCCAGAGGUGCAAAUCAGAUCCCCUAUCUACACCACAGAGAACAGGCUUAGACAUGGAUGGGGAGCGCAGAUUCUACCUGUACAAUGACUUGAGGGUCGUGUUCCCUCAACGCCACACAGACGCUGAUGAGGGAGAGUUGAACGUGGAAUACCAUUUCCCGGAGGAUCCGAAAUACUUCGACAUCAACUGAAGCGUCAUUUUCCCUUGUUUUUGUUUAUUGUACUCCACUGUGUACAUAUUCUCAUAUAUAUAUAUAUAGCUUUCUUUU
Molecule: messenger RNA, 2939 nt
Organism: Malus domestica (apple)
Lineage: Eukaryota; Viridiplantae; Streptophyta; Magnoliopsida; Rosales; Rosaceae
Source: RefSeq, a predicted model, not a curated record